GCACACUAAAUGGUUGCAAUUUUUUCACUGUUUCUAUUACUGUACUUUUUUUUUUAUCUUUGUUUUUCCCCCAUUAUAGACAUGGAGAAGACAUGAUUGUGACACCAUUUGCACAGGUACUUGCCAGCUUGAGGACGGUAAGAAGCAACUUCGCCGUUUUGACCCAUCAGCAAGAUCGUCAACCCAGCAAGAGAACGGGCAGUAAUCCACCGUCCAUGUUCAAAACAAGCUUAGCAGAGGAGCCAUUUCAGCAGCUGGCUGUGGAGACUCUGGAUGAGCUGGACUGGUGUCUGGAGCAGCUGGAUACUCUGAAGACACGCCACUCUGUCAGCGAGAUGGCCUCCAACAAGUUCAAAAGGAUGCUGAACAGAGAGCUCACUCAGCUAUCAGAGACCAGCAGAUCAGGGAACCAGGUGUCAGAGUUCAUCUCCAGCACCUUCCUAGAAAAGCAACAUGACAUGGAGAUCAUGUCUCCGCCCACCAAGGAGAAGAAGGAGAAGAUGGACAAUAAGAAGCGCCCCAUGUCCCAGAUCGUGGGGGUGAAGAAGCCCAGAAUCAUCCCUAGUGUGGCCCCCUCCAGCAUCCCCCGCUUUGGGGUCGCUUCCACUCAGGAGGGCUUUCUCUCCAAGCAGUUGGAAGAUAUAAACCGAUGGGGUGUGGAUAUUUUCAAAAUAUCUGAAUAUUCUGGGAAUCGUCCACUGACGGUGGCGAUUUAUUCAAUUUUCCAGGAGCGAGAGCUGCUGAAGUCAUUCAAGAUCCCUGCAGACACCUUCAUCACCUUUAUGAUGACCCUGGAGGACCACUACCACCACGACGUGGCCUACCACAACAACAUCCACGCUGCAGACGUGGUCCAGUCCACCCACGUCCUCCUCUCCACGCCCGCCCUGGAGGCUGUGUUCACUGACUUGGAGAUCCUAGCUGCUCUGUUUGCAAGUGCUAUACAUGAUGUGGACCACCCGGGGGUGUCCAACCAGUUCCUCAUCAACACCAACUCAGAGCUGGCCCUGAUGUACAACGACGUGUCGGUCCUGGAGAACCACCACCUGGCCGUGGGCUUCAAGCUGCUGCAGGAGGACAACUGUGACAUCUUCCAGAACCUCAGCAAGAAACAGAGACAGUCCCUACGCAAGAUGGUCAUAGACAUGGUGUUAGCCACAGACAUGUCCAAACACAUGAACCUGCUGGCUGAUCUGAAGACCAUGGUGGAGACCAAGAAGGUGACCAGUCUAGGAGUACUUCUACUAGACAACUAUGGAGAUCGUAUCCAGGUCCUCCAGAACAUGGUUCACUGUGCAGACCUUAGUAACCCGACCAAGCCCCUGGAGGUCUACCGCCAGUGGACUGACCGCAUCAUGGUGGAGUUCUUCACCCAGGGGGACAGGGAAAGGGACAAGGGCAUGGAGAUCAGCCCCAUGUGUGACAAACACAACGCCUCCAUCGAGAAGAACCAGGUGGGCUUCAUAGACUACAUCGUCCACCCUCUGUGGGAGACGUGGGCAGACCUGGUCCACCCUGAUGCCCAGGACAUCCUAGACACGCUGGAGGACAAUCGCGAGUGGUACCAGAGCAUGAUCCCCCACAGCCCCUCGCCCACCCCCGAGGCCCAGGAUAAGGUGGGCCUGUCUGGGGGAGCCAUGGGGGCCGGAGGGGGUGGAGGUGGAUCCUCCACAGGAGACAAGUUCCAGUUUGAGCUGACCCUAGAGGAGGAGGAGGGCGAGUCCGACACAGAGAGCCCUCCGGAAGAGGAGGGGUACAGUAGCACUGGGAUGGAGCCUUCUAGGACUGACCCGGACAGCAGACUCCAUUCCGUGUCUGCCACUGCUCACCCACACUUGCAAGUACUCUCCAAAAUGGCCACCUCUGUCCUCAAUCUUGGUGGCAGGACUUUGUCCACAGACUCUGACCCGGAAAGAGAGGCCGCCGAAGACAGAGAACAUGACCAAGAAGGUAACGCCGGUGUGAGGCGCUUCAAGCUAGGUACAUAACAUCAGUGCAAUGUAAUUUUUUUGUUUUUGUUUUUUUGUUGAAUUUCUGCACCUCACCCCUGACCCCUUCAACCCCCAUCUCUGGCUUCCUUGGACUGAAUGGCAGGACAAAGCUGGGGUAGAGAACGUAGAGGGGGUGCGUUCAGGAAAUCUGCACUUACACAGCAAUCAACUUGUACUGGAGAGAGGAGAGCCCCACUGUUCCUUCUUGUUCGGUUGCGGAGAACAGGAAACUGUGUUUUUGAGCUGGUCUUUUGUGUUUUACCGAUACGUCUCUGAGUUGGACAUGUGUUGUGUUCGGCUUAUGUUUCUCAGAGACACUGAGAAAACCAACCUUUCUGUUUUGCCAGUCAACCUACGACAAAAGAGCGAGGAGUUUUGCGGAACACGUCUUCCUUUUCACUACUUAUGACCGCUUGAAACAAUUGACGAAGCGAUGAACUUAGUAACAACAAACACCACAAAGGCUUUUGACACAUUAUACCAAACAGAUUAAUAAACAGGGACUUGGCCAAUGGCAAUAUUUGCCUGCCUUUUCAACUGUUGGUCGUUUUGUCUUUCAUUUAAGUCAUUUUAAACUAGUGCAGAAAGUGGUUUAAACCGGUAAACUGCAGACCUUACCAAAUUUGACCUACAAAGGACAAAGUACAGAGCAGGACCUCAGAAUGGCUUGAGGAAGAGAAUGUUUAAUUGUAGCACAAUACUUUUUGGGUACCUCUGUUGUAACAGCAACUGGGUGCCUCGCUGGGGGUCUCUCAUCAGUCACACUCUUAACAACUGAUUUAGGGUCAGUUCUUCCUUCCACAGUCCUAACCUGAACUGUUACGUGUAAACCAACAAAACCAACCCUGAGCCAGUCCUAAUAGGGUCAUAUAAGUAACCAAAAGCUAUGCGGUGUGCACCUGGCACCUCCCAGUGUUGAAUAUCGGAAUUAAAGUCUGAACGUGUACUGCAAUUCAAGACAUUCAAAAUGCCCAUACCUACAGUAAAUUGACUAUAGGAAUGUUAAAUGGAUUGGUUUUAGCUGUGUUGCUGUUGUAGGCAGGGGUAUCCAAAACAAGCAAUUCAGUUAAGAUUUGUUUCCUAUUUGAAGUCCCUCAAAGUGUAUGCAUACUGCUUUAUCCUUAACCUUUUUUAUGGCAUCAGUCUGCCUCCACAAUUUCACUCACAGCCAAUCCCCAUCCUGCUUGAAAGGGCUUGAGGCAAUCCAUAAACACAUUUGCGUCAUUUAACAGACGCUCUUAUCUAGAGCGACUUACAGUGGUGAGUGCAUACAUUUUCAUACUGGUUCCUGUGGGAAUCGAACCCACAACCCUGGGGUUGCAAGGGCCAUGCUCUACCUAGUGAGCCACACAGGACAAUGAGCCAAACUCUACAAUGUCUUUUCAAGUCUGUUAUUGUUGUUACAGUACAGGUCUCACGUUUCCUACUAACUUCAGGUACCAUCAUCUGGUCACACUGUCAACCAGUUGAACUAUUAAAAAAAGAUACAUUGGUAGCAUUUACAUAUGUUAUCUUGGUUUGUGAAGAAAAUGAUGUAAUAUUUGCCAAACUAUUUCAGAGAUGUGUGAAUGAUGUGCCACUCAAGCGCAAUUGUAACUGUAAAAAAAAAAAAAAGACCGUUGGCCAUGGGCCAGUUUUCUGUGCCGGAAGUUUGACUCCCUUUUCCUUUUGUCAUUGGUCAAUAUUCUGCUUUUCACGGGGACAUCGCCAAUGACAGUACAAGUGCCAAGCAAGCAUGACACAACUCGUACUGUAAUUUCCAUUUUGCCCCUGGCUAAUUUCCACCAAUGACUGACUGACAGCAAUGUUGAUCAUGUCACCCUCCCUGUGUACCCUUUCUACCCCAUAGGUUUUCUGUUUCAGAACAAUAAUCUACUGAUAAGUGUACUUGUCUUAAUGUUUGAAUGGUUGGACAUUUAGAUUGAUUGAAUUUGUAAAGAAACCAAAGCACUUUCUACAGUACUUUUAUAAGUCCGUGCUUCAAGGACAGUCGAGUGUGAUGUAACUCUGUUGACUAAUCCACAUUAGUAUUCCGUAUUCUGAUAUUAUGUGGCUUGAUUAUUCCAAUUGAUGCAUAGCACAGACUGGACCACUGAAGCUAAAUUGGGGGACUUGUGUUAUGGAAUUAAACCUUUUUUUGUAACUGCAAAAUGUUUUGAUAAAGAUGCAUGACAUUGGCUGAUUCAUAAGGAAAGUAUUCAAUUAUCUAAAAUAAGCUAAUCUGUGGACGAAACACAAACUUUUGAACCUACACCGUGGAGGAAAUGUGUUUUUGUGUUUUUACGAAAGAUCCAGAAAUGUGACUUUCUGGAGCCUUAUAUUUGCAUAAGUUUACUUUCCUCAUAGAUUGUAUACUAGAUAUGGUGGGGAGACACCAGUGCCAUGCACACAGUAGUUAAGGAGCACAAAGAGUUCAGAACUCAAGCAAGCCUUUCUGUCUUCCUCAGCUGUCAUGCAAAAUGUCUUCACCAGCCGUUGUUAUGACAGUAUUUUCACAUGAGGAUUCAGUUAUGCUCUCUGUCUACCAUGGAUUGUUUUGUAUCUUUUCCUCACAAUGCUUUGUGUACAGUUUAUUUAUUAUUUCUAUAUCUGUCCGAAAAUGAAGAACUAUAGACUUUGUCGGAGGCUGAGUAUUUAUUUGUAGCUACCUUCCGAGCUUUGGGAGAAAGAAUGGGACAGAUUUCAACUACAGUGCUCAACCGUGGAGGCUGGUGGGAGGAGCUAUAGGAGGACUGGCUCAUUGUAAUGGCUGGAAUGGAAUGAUUGGAACAGCGG
Messenger RNA from Coregonus clupeaformis (lake whitefish), 4766 nucleotides. RefSeq names its product cAMP-specific 3',5'-cyclic phosphodiesterase 4D. The record is from RefSeq and is a predicted model, not a curated record. Gene Ontology annotation, molecular function: 3',5'-cyclic-AMP phosphodiesterase activity. Gene Ontology annotation, cellular component: nucleus; perinuclear region of cytoplasm; cytosol. NCBI's taxonomy places the organism in Eukaryota, Metazoa, Chordata, Actinopteri, Salmoniformes, Salmonidae. Bases 93 to 1988 code for a protein of 631 amino acids. Gene Ontology annotation, biological process: signal transduction. The transcript is spliced from 12 exons.